This is a messenger RNA of Knipowitschia caucasica, 405 nucleotides long. NCBI's taxonomy places the organism in Eukaryota, Metazoa, Chordata, Actinopteri, Gobiiformes, Gobiidae. The record is from the annotation of a GenBank genome assembly.
AUGACUCCUACUAUCGUAUUUCUACUGCUGCCUCUUCUACUGCUUCCAGAGGUUCGAACCAAGGAAUAUGAGUUUGUCCCAAUAGAAAUCAAAGUGGUGAACAGUGUGAAGGACACUCCAGCUGAGACCUUUGGUGCGUCGGUGGUGAAGGGAGGGAUCCUGCUGGGAGCAAUGAGAAGACUCAUGAGCUCCAAUAUAGGAUUUAAAUUCUCGAUCCAGGAGGACGAACACUUUGGCCCUUUCCUGGAGAGUGUGAAUGGUUUGUCUGGCAGUGACCGUGACCACACAUACUGGGAGCUCCUGGUCAAGACGCCCACAGGAGAGACCAUUCGCCUUGAUGCGGGGAUUGGAUGCUAUGUGCCAAAAGCUCAUGAGCAAAUUAUUCUAAAUUUUAAUAAGUGGUGA